This is a messenger RNA of Saccoglossus kowalevskii, 1170 nucleotides long. RefSeq names its product galactosylceramide sulfotransferase-like. Gene Ontology annotation, biological process: glycolipid biosynthetic process. Gene Ontology annotation, molecular function: galactosylceramide sulfotransferase activity. Gene Ontology annotation, cellular component: membrane. The record is from RefSeq and is a predicted model, not a curated record. NCBI's taxonomy places the organism in Eukaryota, Metazoa, Hemichordata, Enteropneusta, Harrimaniidae.
AUGGGUUACUUCAGGCAAUGUCGGCACUCAAAGGCUCUAUCUGGAAUAUGUCUAUCACUCAUUGCUGUUACUGUGAUAGUGACAUUAUUGACAGAUUAUUAUUGGAAUAGAACAAUAUUUAAACAGAAACCCUUAUUUGCUACAGCAACCGUUGCCAAGAAACAGCAGUGUGAACAAAAGUCUAAUAUUGUCUUUGUCAAAACACAUAAAACUGCCAGCACGUCACUCCAUUGCAUCUUCUGUCGCUAUGGAUACACUAAUGGUCUUUCCUUCGUCUUCUCUAAAUUCAACACGCAAAAUGGGCAUUUACGUCACACUCCUCUGCGGCAGGAUCGACUUUUGCCACCCAAUGGUGGCGCUGUCGUUGGAUCACCAAGCAAAUACAAUAUUCUCACUGGCCACGUUACAUAUUCGAAAGCUCGGAUCGAUCAACUCAUGGAAGAUGGCGCAAAAUACGUUACUAUACUGAGAGAGCCAGCCAGACAGAUUGAAUCACAUGCUAAUUUUUUUGGGUACGCAGGUCAUACUGCGGAAGGGAUAGCUAGCUUUUCGAGAGACCCGAGCCAUUUUGAAAAUGGCGGAAAAGCAGGAAGUCGAAACAAUCAAAUACGAGAACUCGGUUUAUCACUAAGUGACACGGCAAACGAAACUAUCGUUAACAAAACUAUACAUAAACUUAACAACGAAUUUGAUUUGGUUCUCAUCACUGAAUACUUCGAGGAAUCUCUAAUUUUACUAAAAAAACUUUUAUGUUGGGAAUUCGAAGACAUUAUUUAUUUAGCGAAAAACCGAAGGUUAGAACGAGACGAGAUCACGGACGAGAUUCGACAGCAAAUUUAUGAUUGGUCAAGGGCAGACUUUUUAUUAUAUCGCUAUUUCAACAAUACACUCUGGAAGAAAAUUAGAGAGUAUGGAUCUGGAUUUAAGGAUGAAUUGCAGAAGUUUCGAAGCUACCUGAAGGGCACACAUGACACAUGCACUAUGACUCAAAACGUGCAGAUUAACACUAUGAAUAAAAUAAAACAUUUGGAAUAUUCAACUAAAAAUCAAUCGAUGUCUUGUCGGCAUUUGGCGAAGUCGGCUGUUGAAUGGUUCCAGCUCAUUGCUAUGCGACAGUACCCGAGACUAUCCAGGGAGUUCUCUUUGAUUAAUCGCAGCAAAGAUUCAUAA